Molecule: messenger RNA, 1863 nt
Organism: Symbiodinium sp. CCMP2456
Lineage: Eukaryota; Dinophyceae; Suessiales; Symbiodiniaceae
Source: the annotation of a GenBank genome assembly
AUGGGCGAUCCCAUCUUUCGCAAGGGGGAUAGAGUGAAGCUGAAAGGCUUAGUGAAUAAGCCCGCAUUGAAUGGUUUGCUGGGUACAGUUCUGGCUGAUCGUCAUGAUGGUCGCUAUCAGAUUCAACUGGAUGGGCAUGAGGCCAAGGAUGCCAAACUCCUUGCUCCUGGAAGGCUGGCCAAAUUGCAUCACCAGAUGCCUCCGGCAACAUUCGUAGAUAUCCCACAAGCAUGCACAGGGAGGGUUGAUGGCGGCACAGGCCUGGUUGGGGUACAUGGUCUCACGACAUCAAACAUCGGCCAAUGUGCCAUUUGUGUUAUCCUGCGCACCUCUCGCGCUUCAAUGACCCACGUGGAUAACGCCAUGAGCCUGAGCUUCCUGCAGUCGGAAGUCGCCUGGGUUGGAGAGCAUGCAAAGAUUCUUAUUUAUACGAAUGAGACGGAUGCAGACUGCUAUGCAAACCGGAACCGCUUGAUGGAGCAUAUUGGAACUGGCGGCCUUUCAGCAGAGUUCAGAAAGAUCUCCUCUCCAAACACAGCGGAGGCUGGCUUAACAGACUUGAGCGUGGAAUUGCUGGCGGGGGGCGCUUUGAGCCGGCCCAAGGUUGCUUGUAGCUCGAUGCCAAGUUUUGUGGUGAAACACCCUCGGGCUGUGGCAAUCACGGCGGCUACGAAGGUUUGCGACCAUUUAAAGCUGCUACGUCUGGGAGACCCAGUGGGACAUUUAGUCUUUGAUUGUUGGCACUGGUGCAGCAUUGCGGUCGCGAAUCUCUUGCCAGAGAAAAUCCAAAGUUUCAUACAAGGACUUCCCAUCACAUCUACCUUGAGUCCUCUGCUGGAUGCAGUGCGGCAGGAAUUUGCCAAGGGUCUUAAACAACCUGAGAUAUGGAACACGCUGUACGGCCUCUCCAAAAUGCGCCCAGAAGAUAUUUUGGCGAUUCAGAUGAGCCCUGGCAGAGACCAUGAUCGAUGUCUGUUUUUGGCUCAUGUUCUGCGCCUCAGGCAGGACAGCAUGGGUCUUCAUCAGUUUGUGGUGGACAGCAUCAUUCAGAGCGUCAAUGAUGUUUCCUCUGGAGCUCCAGAGGGGCUUCUGAACGGUCUUCAUGAUAUGGUUGCAGAUAGUACCACAGAAGAGUUCAUCCUGGGAGCAAGGCAAGCUUGUUGUAGUAUGCUGCCGGAGAAAGGCCGAGAAAAGUUGGAUGCUUUAUUCGAACAGCUGAACAUGCAUUUCAUCACUGGCAAUGCACCCUUUUGGGAUGGCAGCUGGAGGCAGCAGCUCAGUGUUUGUUUGGUGGAAACUGUGCAUGAGGAACACGAGCAAAGGCUGAAACUGCACCGCCAACAUGCGCAACACUGUGCCGCAGAAGGCGUGGCAGCCUUCAAAGCAGACAAGUGUCACUUGGCAGCUUUGGCUUUUGAGGCAUGUGUGUGCUGGACACUGCUGACGUACUGUCGGGGUAAUAAAGAAUUCAGCACCGCCCUUUACAACUACGGCUCCUCCACGGCUUCUACAGAGCCACUGUUAGCAAAGAAAUUCCUCGAGCUCGCCAUUCAGUCUGCCGAGCAAGCGGUGCAGAAGGCCAAAUACAGCUUCAAACUCCAAGAAGUCCAGGCCUUACUUGAUGGGACGGCUCGGGACCCUCCAGAUGUUCAGGUUCCAUCACGGGGAGGUGAGAGCACGAUUUUGGAGGUGCAGGAGCUGGCUGUUCAACUGGAGGCUAUAGCCUCCAAGCUACGUAGUCUCGAGGUGGAGUUGAAGGCCGGGGAGGUCAUGGCGCCCCAGGAAGUCACCACAAAGAACGAGUGCCAGCAGUGGAUUUCGGAAAGGCUUGGCAUCAAACUUCCCUGGCACCUCACACAGUAG